Molecule: messenger RNA, 3172 nt
Organism: Oryctolagus cuniculus (rabbit)
Lineage: Eukaryota; Metazoa; Chordata; Mammalia; Lagomorpha; Leporidae
Source: RefSeq, a predicted model, not a curated record
UCUCCGAGGACCUGGGCGCGGAGAAGUUCUGUGUGGACGCCGGCCCGGCGGCGGGCAGCUGGCUCAAGUACAUCCGUGUGGCGUGCUCCUGUGACGACCAGAACCUCACCAUGUGCCAGAUCAACGAGCAGAUUUACUAUAAGGUCAUCAAGGACAUCGAGCCAGGCGAGGAGCUGCUGGUGCACGUGAGGGAAGGCGCCUACUCCCUGGGCGCCGUGCCGCCCGCCCUGGAUGGGGAGCCCGCCUUCCGCUGUGAGGACUGUGAGGAGCUCUUCCAGUCCAAGCUGGACCUGCGGCGCCACAAGAAGUAUGCGUGCGGCGUGGUGGCAGCCGCGCUGGACGAGGGCCUGGCCGAGGGGCUGCAGCCCCAGGGCCUCGGCGGGGGCGGCGACGGGCAGGCCCACGAGUGCAAGGACUGCGAGAGGAUGUUCCCCAACAAGUACAGCCUGGAGCAGCACAUGGUGGUGCACACGGAGGAGCGGGAGUACAAGUGUGACCAGUGCCCCAAGGCCUUCAACUGGAAGUCCAACCUCAUCCGCCACCAGAUGUCCCAUGACAGCGGCAAGCGCUUCGAGUGUGAGAACUGCGUGAAGGUGUUCACCGACCCCAGCAACCUGCAGAGGCACAUCCGCUCGCAGCACGUGGGCGCCCGGGCGCACGCCUGCCCCGACUGCGGCAAGACCUUCGCCACCUCGUCCGGCCUGAAGCAACACAAACACAUCCACAGCACUGUCAAGCCCUUCAUAUGUGAGGUCUGCCACAAGUCCUACACGCAGUUCUCCAACCUGUGCCGGCACAAGCGCAUGCACGCCGACUGCCGCACGCAGAUCAAGUGCAAGGACUGCGGGCAGAUGUUCAGCACCACCUCCUCGCUCAACAAGCACCGGCGCUUCUGCGAGGGCAAGAACCAUUACACGCCGGGCGGCAUCUUUGCCCCAGGCCUGCCCCUGACCCCCAGCCCCAUCAUGGACAAGGCGAAGCCCUCCCCCAACCUCAACCACGCCGGCCUGGGCUUCGGCGAGUACUUCCCCUCCAGGCCGUGCCCCGGGAGCCUCCCCUUCUCCACGGCGCCCCCGGCCUUCCCGGCCCUCACCCCCAGUUUCCCCGGCAUCUUCCCUCCGUCCCUGUACCCCCGGCCGCCGCUGCUACCUCCCACGCCGCUGCUCAAGGGCCCGCUGAACCACACCCAGGACGCCAAGCUCCCCAGCCCCCUGGGGAACCCGGCCCUGCCCCUCGUCUCGGCCGUCGGCAACAGCGGCCAGGGCGCUGCGGCGUCCGCAGGGCCCGAGGAGAAGCCGGAGGGCUGCCUGGAGGAGGCGCUGGUGGAGAAGCUCAAGACCAGGAGCAGCGACCUGUCGGACGGCAGCGACUUCGAGGACAUCAACACCACCACGGGGACCGACCUGGACACCACCACGGGGACCGGCUCGGACCUGGACAGCGACGUGGACAGCGACCGCGACAGGGGCCAGGGCGCCGGCAAGCCGGCUGAGGGCAAGCCCGCGUUUGGGGGCGGCCCGGCGCCCGCGGGGACGGCCAACAGCGUGGCCGAGGUGCCCGUCUUCUACCCCCAGCACUCCUUCUUCCCGCCGCCCGACGAGCAGCUGCUGACGGCCUCGGCCGCCGCCGGGGACUCCAUCAAGGCCAUCGCGUCCAUCGCCGAGAAGUACUUCGGCCCCGGGCUGAUGGGGAUGCAGGAGAAGAAGCUGGGCGCGCUGCCCUACCACUCGGUGUUCCCCUUCCAGCUGCUGCCCAGCUUCCCCCACUCGCUCUACCCCUUCACGGACCGCGCCCUCACCCACAACCUGCUGGUCAAGGCCGAGGCCAGGGCCCCCCGCGACGCCCUCAAGGCGGGCGGCCCCAGCACCGAGUGCCCCUUCGACCUCACCACCAAGCCAAAGGACACGAAGCCCGUCCUGCCCGCGCCCAGGGCGGCCCCGGCCCCCGUGUGCGGCGAGGAGCAGCCGCUGGACCUCAGCAUCGGCAGCCGGGCCCGCGCCAGCCAGAAUGGGGGCGGCCGGGAGCCCCGGAAGAACCACGUCUACGGCGAGCGGAAGCCGGGGGCCGGCGAGGGGCUGCCCAAGGCGUGCCCGGCGCAGCUGCCCCAACAGCCGUCCCUGCACUACGCCAAGCCCUCGCCCUUCUUCAUGGACCCCAUCUACAGCAGGGUGGAGAAGCGGAAGGUGGUGGACCCCGUGGGAGUCCUGAAGGAGAAGCACCUGCGGCCGUCUCCGCUGCUCUUCCACCCCCAGAUGUCAGCCAUCGAGACCAUGACGGAGAAGCUGGAGAGCUUCGCGGCCAUGAAAGCCGACUCGGGCAGCUCCCUGCAGCCCCUCCCCCACCACCCCUUCAGCUUCCGGUCCCCGCCCCCGACACUCUCGGACCCCACCCUCAGAAAGGGCAAGGAGCGGUACACCUGCAGGUACUGCGGGAAGAUCUUCCCCAGGUCAGCCAAUCUCACCAGACACCUGAGGACACACACCGGGGAGCAGCCGUACAGGUGUAAGUACUGCGACCGCUCGUUCAGCAUCUCGUCCAACCUGCAGCGGCACGUGCGCAACAUCCACAACAAGGAGAAGCCCUUCAAGUGCCACCUGUGCAACCGCUGCUUCGGGCAGCAGACCAACCUGGACCGCCACCUCAAGAAGCACGAGCACGAGAGCACGCCAGUGAGCCAGCACUCCGGCGUCGUCACGAACCACCUGGGCACCAGCGCCUCCUCCCCCACCUCGGAGUCGGACCAGCACGCACUUUUAGACGAGAAGGAAGACUCCUAUUUCUCUGAGAUCAGAAACUUCAUCGCCAACAGCGAGCUGAGCCAAGCGUCCACGCGCACAGACAAGCGGCCGGCGGUCCAGGACCUGGACGGGAGCCCCCAGUGUCCGGGCUUGGCCAGCGAGAAGCCGGAGGACGGGGAGGAGGAGGAGGAGGAGGAGCUGGAGGAGGACGAGGACAGCCUGGCCGGGAAGUCCCAGGAGGACGCCGUGUCGCCCACGCCCGAGCCCCAGGGCACCUACGACGAUGAGGAGGACGAGGAGCCGCCCGCCUCCUUGGCCUUGGGCUUUGACCACACCCGAAGGUGUGUUGAGGAGCGCGAAGGCGGCCUGUUAGCUCUGGAGCCAAUGCCGACCUUCGGGAAGGGGCUGGACCUCCGCAGAGCCGCAGAGGAAGC